AUGAGAUCUAUUUAAGUAGUCGACCUUUUUCAAUAAAUGCUUCUCCACAAGCAGUGUCCGAAUCAAACUUAGGACCAAAUGAUUAAGGUACACUAUUUUUUUUUAGUAAAAAAACAAAUACAUUUUUCUUCUAGUAAAUUGCAGUACACAGUGACACAAGUGUCAGUACUCAAGAACUCAAGUAAUAAAAAAUUGAACGAAGGUUUGAAAAAUGAUGAACAAACAAGUUCUUCUAGUUCUAUUUACUACUCAUUCUUCACUCUCAAAUUCUCAACCUCUAUAACUAAAAACAAACACAAAAUGUCACAGCGUGUGUUAAUCUCAAUCUCAAUUUACAUUAUUACCCUCCAACUAACUUCAUCAUCUACUACUUCACAUUACUUUUCGCCAUCACCACCAGCCACACCAUUCUCCGAAUCUUCCCCCGAACCACCCUCCUCCACUGUCUCCGAUUGGCUCUCCGCUCACGCCACAUACUACUCCGCCACUGAUGACACCAGAGACGCAGUAGAUGGAGCGUGUGGCUACGGAGACACUCACAGAGACGGUUACGGUAUAACGGCAUCAGCUGCUCUGAGUGAAACUCUAUUCGUGCGUGGUCAGAUCUGUGGUGCGUGCUUUGAGCUUCGAUGUCUUGAGGAGGAUGUUCCUUUUGAUCGUCGGUGGUGUGUCUCCGGUAAGUCGAUUGUUGUGACUGCUACUAAUUUCUGUGCUCCGAAUUAUGGUUUUGAUGCGGAGAGUGAAGGUGGACAUUGUAAUCCUCCUAAACAACAUUUUGUGCUUCCGGUUGAAGCUUUUGAGAAGAUUGCUAUUUGGAAAGGGGGUAAUAUGCCGGUGAAGUAUCGCAGGAUAAAGUGCAUAAGGGAAGGUGGAAUGCGGUUUACGAUUACUGGUUCCGGCAUCUUCAAUUCAGUGCUGAUCAGUAAUGUGGGUGGCAUAGGAGACAUUGUUGGUGUCAAAGUUAAAGGUUCAAGAACUGGUUGGAUUUCUAUGGGUCGGAAUUGGGGUCAAAACUGGCAUGUAAAUGCUUUGCUACAAAACCAACCUCUUUCAUUUGAGGUCACUAGUAGUGAUGGGGUAACCAUUACAUCUUACAGUGUAGCUCCCAAGAAUUGGAGCUUUGGACAAACCUUUGAAGGCAAGCAAUUUGAGUCUUAGAAAAAGCAUAAGAACUUAACUUGUUUCAAAGGACCAUAAAUUAGGAUUAUUAUCAGUUUUGAUCAGUUCAACAUGACUUCUUGUCACAUAUCCUA
Trifolium pratense (red clover) is the source of this 1253-nucleotide messenger RNA. RefSeq names its product expansin-A13-like. Bases 79 to 1158 code for a protein of 359 amino acids. Lineage: Eukaryota; Viridiplantae; Streptophyta; Magnoliopsida; Fabales; Fabaceae. The transcript has 2 exons. Gene Ontology annotation, cellular component: extracellular region. Gene Ontology annotation, biological process: plant-type cell wall organization. The record is from RefSeq and is a predicted model, not a curated record.